Chelmon rostratus (copperband butterflyfish) is the source of this 569-nucleotide messenger RNA. RefSeq names its product arginine vasopressin (gene avp). Gene Ontology annotation, molecular function: neurohypophyseal hormone activity. The record is from RefSeq and is a predicted model, not a curated record. NCBI's taxonomy places the organism in Eukaryota, Metazoa, Chordata, Actinopteri, Chaetodontiformes, Chaetodontidae. Bases 1 to 459 code for a protein of 152 amino acids. The transcript is spliced from 3 exons. Gene Ontology annotation, cellular component: secretory granule; extracellular region.
AUGCCUCACUCCUUGUCUCCGCUGUGCGUCCUGGGACUCCUCGCCCUCUCCUCCGCCUGUUACAUCCAGAACUGCCCCCGAGGAGGGAAGCGAGCGCUGCCGGAGACUGGACUCAGACAGUGCAUGGCUUGUGGCCCUAGAGAACGGGGCCGCUGCUUUGGCCCCAGUAUCUGCUGCGGGGAGGGCCUCGGCUGCCUGCUGGGCUCCCCAGAGACAGCUCACUGUGUGGAGGAGAACUACCUGCUCACCCCCUGCCAGGCGGGAGGGAGACCCUGUGGAGCCGAGGGAGGACGCUGUGCUGUUUCAGGACUCUGCUGUAACUCAGAGAGCUGUGCGGUGGACUCGGACUGCCUGGAGGAGGCUGAGGCCGCAGAUGCAGCCGACAGCUCUGCGGGGAGAUCGCCUGCAGACCUGCUGCUGCGCCUGCUGCACAUGGCCACCAGAGGACAGACGGAGUAAUGAUACUGUCGCCUGUGGAGCCUCCGCGGCUUCUCGGGGCCUGGAGAUGCAGAAUUCCCACAUAACCCUUGAGAUUUUAACCCUGAACCAAUAAAAUGCAGAGUCGAGCU